AUGUUUGUAUCGGAACAGUUGGUGCGAAAGGUGGUGAUGGUGGCAGUGUUAUCCUGCGGUGUUCUGUUUCCUGCCGCGGCCAACAAUCAACCACUCAACGUCAAUGGUGCCCGCAGUGUCACCGAGCAGAGGCAGCGGCAGCGGGAGGAUCUGCGGCGUCUCGCCACGAUCGGUUUGCUGUUUGGUGCGAUCGAGACGGAGGCUGCCGUGGAGCGUGCUGUUGGGCGGCAGCUGCGUGACCUCCGGACCACGCAAGGAUCACCGCACCACCAGCAACAGGCUGCUCUGACCGGGCUGACGAGCGUCCUGGAGCGGGGCCGGAUCGCGCUCGAGCUGCUCAAUCACGGGCUGGAGCUCGCCGCCGCACCACCACUACCCCGGACACUGUCAUCGUCCGGUGACUAUCGGCGCGAACUACGCAAACGAUCGCAGCAGAGCGUACCGAGGACGAUCCGCUUAACGGCUCGCAGUGAUAGCAACAGCAAUGGAACCAACAUCACCACCACACCGCAGCAGACGCAGCAACCACCGAUCGAGCAACAGGUGGAGGAGCAACUGGAACAGAUGCGCAACCGGCUGGCCACACGCAUCAGGCGCACCGUGCAGCAUCUGGAGCAGCAGCAGCAGCAGCAGGGUGCCGGUGGGGGAGGGCUCGACGUUACCCGCCUCGACAUUGCGACGGUGCAGCGCCUCCUGGCGCAGAUUACCCCCCCGUCUGGUACCACCGGUGGCCACUGGCGGCGCCGCCGCUUCCAGGAUCUGCUCCAGAGUGAAGGGCUGCAGCAACACAUCGAGCGACUGUUCCGGCGACGCCAGGAUGCGGAUGGUGGCGUAGCAGCAGAAGACGAAGAGUCAUCUUCCUCCGCUUCCUCGGAAGAGCAGGACGGUGGUCCCGGUGGGCUGGUCGGGCUCAUCGCGAGCCUCAGUGGUGGGGGUGAUGAAGGGUCCGAUGUCGGUGCCCUCAUCGGCACCCUCUCCGGUCUCAUUACCAAUCUGUUCGGGCCCGGCGGACUCGACAUUCCGGGGCUGCUGGGAACCGGAACAUCGCUCAUCGCGGGACUCCUUGGGGGUGAUGACAACUUCGGCAAGGUGCUGGGCAGCUACGUCGGUAUCGCCAUCGAGGGGCUAUCCGGUGGCGGUGCGGAUAUGAACGGUGCAUUCUUUGGCAACUUCCUCGGAGCACUGCUGGCCGCCCUCAGCUCGGAUCCCGAAGAUGAGAGUUUGCCGCUGCGGCCGAAGCUGUUCGUCGAGAACUUCUUUAGCGGGCUGCAGGAGGCAAAGCGCAAGGAUGAUCCGCAGGAAGGCGGCGACCAGGGGCAACACCCGGGCGGUUCCGGUUCCGGUUCCGAUCUGUUUGGCUUCAUCACGCACGUCGUCUCGUCGGUCGUCGGUGGCAUCACCAGCCUGGUGCUGAAUGCGUCCCUCGGUUCUUCGGGCGGCUCGUCGCAAGGUUCCGUCGAUGCAUCCGGUGCCUCGACGUCCGGUUCGUCCGGUGGCCACCGUUAG
This is a messenger RNA of Anopheles darlingi, 1506 nucleotides long. RefSeq lists its product as uncharacterized. The record is from RefSeq and is a predicted model, not a curated record. The transcript has 8 exons. The coding region runs from base 1 to 1506 and encodes 501 amino acids. Lineage: Eukaryota; Metazoa; Arthropoda; Insecta; Diptera; Culicidae.